Tachysurus vachellii is the source of this 1989-nucleotide messenger RNA. It is a transcript of the gene zc2hc1c, whose product is annotated as zinc finger, C2HC-type containing 1C. Bases 117 to 1922 code for a protein of 601 amino acids. The transcript is spliced from 3 exons. NCBI's taxonomy places the organism in Eukaryota, Metazoa, Chordata, Actinopteri, Siluriformes, Bagridae. The record is from RefSeq and is a predicted model, not a curated record.
GCUAAGUUUAUUAGUUUACAAGUUGGGAUUGAAUACUAGACAACACGUCAUGUGGAAAACUGUGAACUUAAAAAGAAAAAAGAAACCUGAGAAGCGACAGAGCCACAGUAAGGAACAUGGUCGUGUUUGAAAAACUUCCACCCCUGAUCAGAGAAGGCUUCAUGUACAAUUCACCUGCUCCCUUUAGACUGAAUGAAGACAAGGAGAGAAAAGGGGCUGUGAGGAAAGACUGCCAGCAGGACAUGUUCGUCUAUAACAACCGGCAUAAUCCUGUCCAAAGCAGGCACAAUUCUGCCAGGCAAAACAUACAUUAUGAAGAAAAGAGAAAUUAUUCAUUGGUGAGAUCUGAAAUGGAGACUGUCUUACCUCUAAAGCCUGGGUCUCACAGAUUGGCAUUUAACCCAAGCAACUUCCAAGCAGAUCGUGAGUACUGUAUACAAAAAGAUAGCCUUGAUUGCCUUAAGGAGCACUCAGAAAGUAGUAAACAGGUCAGUAACAGGAGACAGGAGAAAUAUGAUAGGUCUAAAUUGGGGCAUUUUGUUACUGACUCCUAUGAUAUACCCAGAAAAAGAGGUGAGACCAACAUGAAAUCACUCAGUGGGCAUCAGAUCUCACACAAGGACAGAGUUUAUGAAAAUGAGAUGCGACUUACAAAGGAAAUACACCAAAAAGAAAUUUUAUUAAAAGAAAAGUUGUUAAAAGCAGCAGAAAAUAUCAGGAAGUUUCAAAUGAGAACUGUUUUUGAAGACAAGGCAAAAGAGGAGCAGAGGAACCCAAGAAAAGCAGAAAACAGUUUAUAUUAUACAGAGGAAGGAAAGUGGGACUGGGAGAGCACCAGAGACAGGGCUUUAGGAGGAAAAAGGUAUGAUGGACCACAAGAGGGAUUCAACAUCUGGGAUAAAGAGAAAGAUGGUAUAAGACAGGAGGAUCAUGUGAAAGAGACAAACACUCGUCUGAUAGAGAAAAGGAGAAAAGGAAUAGAGAGGGAGAACAGGAAUACUCAGAGAACCACAAAAGCUAUGGAAAAGGAAUGGGACCAUUUUGAAGAAAUUACAGGGCAUACACAGGAAAGAGCAAGAACCGAAAGAGACAAAACAAGGAGAGAAAGAGUAGUAGAACAGCGAAAGAAUGAGAUCAGAGAAUGGAACCAGAUAGACAGGCAGGAGAAAGAAAUAGUGAGAUGGUAUGAUAGAGAAGACAGAAGACAUGAACGGGUUAAAAAUAAGAAAGAUGUAGAUAUAGGCGAUGAGGAUCAGCAAUGGGACGUAAUGGACAAAUUUGCUUUAAAUUUGCCUAAAAAAGCGAAAGCUGUCUCCAGUUAUAACAAAAAAAAUGUACUUAUAAAGGACCAUUUGGCAACUCAUGAGAGAGUCUAUCAGUACAGAAACAUGGCUGCAGAAGAGAAGCCUCUCAAACAGCCACUUCCCGAAGCUGGUCCAAGUACUCAGAAUGGUAAAAACAUCCAGCAAGAACAACUCAGUCAAGAAAGCAAUCCUGAUGCUGAUUUACAACUAGCACGUUGUGAAGUAUGUAACAGAAAGUUUAAAGAAGAUCGUCUGGAGAAGCAUAUCAGUAUUUGUCAGAAAAUACAAAAACCUAAGCGUCAAGUCUACAACUCCUCACAGUACCGGGCCAAAGGCACUGCGCUAGAGGAGUUUAUGAAGACAAAGGGUCUAUAUAAAGCACCAGAGCACAAAAAGAGUAACCGGCUUCAAAAACACAAGGAUUUCGUUGAGAACAUACACCUGGCUCAUGCUCCUGCAGCUGGAGGCUUUCAGCCAAGAGCACAUCCGAAUCCACAUUAUAUAACCUGCCCCCACUGUGGCAGAUGUUUUGCCCCUGAAACAGCUGAGAGACACAUUCCAAAGUGCCAGCAAAUUAAGAGCAGACCUCCACCUCCAAGGCAGCGUCAUCAAAUGUGAUGGCAGAGAGUGCAUAGCAAUUUUUUAUCUUUUUUUUUUUUUGCCUUUUAAUAAAAUGUUUCAAUGA